Molecule: messenger RNA, 789 nt
Organism: Arachis ipaensis
Lineage: Eukaryota; Viridiplantae; Streptophyta; Magnoliopsida; Fabales; Fabaceae
Source: RefSeq, a predicted model, not a curated record
AUAAACACUCCCUACUAUAUGUACAUAAAUAAGAGAGAACCCUCUUCUCGAACCACAAACGAACUAAACCCUACCCUAAACCCUAUCAGAUCUGCAGCAACAUUCAAGCUUCAAAACGCAUGCCAUCCCCCGCCGCCGACGGUGACAGCCAGCGGUUGCCGCCUUCGCCUCUCGAAGGUCUACUCGGCCCUCAACUCAGUUGUGGACUUCUCUCAUCCCCAUCGCUCACGCUCGUUCGCUUUUCGUGGGCGUUUUUCUGCUUCGUCUCUGUUCCCGUCCUCGUCGUCUUUCUCUGAUCAAGGCUUCAAGAGCUCUCUCUCUCGCCUAGCUCAGUCACUGUCACCGUUGCCUACAUCAACAUGUACGUGUCCGUGGGAAUGAUCUUGGUGUCUUUUAUAAUGGCUGCAAUUGUCUCAUAUUCAUUGCGGCUAGUUAUAAGGAAAAACUCAACCGGCCCAGUAUCUACGGCAAGUAGUGCACCGAAUUCAACUGCCCCACCAUCUACAACAACAGCAAGUGGCAAACAACCAAACUCAACCGUCCCACCGACUAUAGCAAGUGGCGAACGUACACCUUCCCGAGGCCCGGCACCAAAGCGUAAAGGGGUAGCUGUAUUUUUGAGAAUUUGAGGGGUACUUGAAUACAUGUAUUGUGAGCAUAUCAAAGUUAUGUAAUUCUGAGUGGAAGAAAGAGAAAUCUGAAUCUUGUAUUCUUGUGGCAAAACAAGCUGGUAUACAUUUCACAUAUAUUUGACAAUUAUGAAUAAAAAAAUGCUUACAUUUUAACACA